AAAGAAAAAGAAAAAGAAGAAGAAGAAGAAGAAGAAGAAGAAGAAGAAAAAGAAGAAGAAGAAGAAGAAGAAGAAGAAGAAGAAGAAGAAGAAGAAGAAGAAGAAGAAGAAGAAGAAGAAGAAGAAGAAGAAGAAGAAGAAGAAGAAGAAGAAGAAGAGGACUUGACGUAAAUAAGUCUUCGUGACGUCAUGACGCAGCAGCUGUACGUCAACGUGUUCGGUAAGUCGUCUGUAGUUCCAGUGAGUGAUCCCCGGGAGAAGAACCGACAGCUCCGGUGAUGGCGGAGCUCCGUUAAAAGCUCUGUGUUCACCGGAGGAACCGGAGGAGGCUCAGGUGACGUCACCCGGAGGACCGGAGGGCUUCCGGACCCAGUCGCAGUGACUCCCCGUCAGGAGGCUGUGACCCUCGGCCUGUGUCGGCUCGGCUGCCGGUGUCCGCCGGAGUGAACCCAGAAGGACGCACCUGGUUCUACAUGACGUCAGGUGGUUUGUGUCCUGACUUUGCUGAGUCUCGGGCGUCUGGUUUUGUGUCUUGUCGGGGGGGAGGGGCCCUCACUGUGAAUGUUUGUGAGAUGUGAAGCUGCAGGAUCAGAGGAGCUGUCCAGGAACCACCCCCCACUACUGCCAACCAAUCAGCACGCAGCCUGGAGGACCAUGAUGCAUCUGAAGUCACAUCCGAAGCUCAUGCGCUCCUCCUUGCAUGUGGACGCGGCCGGUGGUCAGACAUCCCAGAGGAGCAGUCUGUUUGUGGGCCAGCAGGGGGAGCUGCUGAAGAUCAGUAGCAGCCGGCUUCCGUUCGGUGUCAUCUCGACCAACACACUUUGUUGUAUCAACACAACCAGCGGCAGCAGUGUGGCUUCGCUGCGGCCGAAGCCGUCAUGCAGCGCCGCCCUGCAGCUCCUCUCCCCCCCGCCUCCAGGCUGCGAGAACGACACACGCAGACUCUACCAGACCGCCAGCGAGGACACGGAGACGCUGGACAUCUGGACCGUCAUCAAGCCUGGACAUGUCCGAGAGAAGAUCGCCGUGUUUGCAUCAGAGGGAGGAGGCACAGAGGCGGGGGGCGGUGAAAGCUCCUCCUGCAGCAGCUCGGGCUUCUGGGACGGGAAGCUGCCGGCGUCGUGUCCGGCACGCAGCAUCAAGGCGAAGGGCAGCCGGGAGGAGAAGAGCGGCGCCAAGCGACGCCGCAGGUCCGGAAGCAGUCACCGCCAGAGGACCCGAGUCCUGGAUCCUCAGCAACCACCUCCUGAACCUCAGCGCUGCAGUUCAACUCAGAGGUCAGAGGUCGGGCAGCAUGACGGUGAGGAGGUGACGGAGGAGGAGCAGCAGAAGGUGUCAGUAGUGGAGAUGGUGGCGUUCCUGGAGCAGAGGACGAGCGAGCAGCAGAUAGACAGUAAACCUGCUCUCUCUGUCCAGAGGAGCUCCACCUCCAUCACGCUCCUCAGACCCAGGGAGGGCUCCGAGGUCCGAGGGGAGGAGCUGGAGAGCAUCAGCGUGACGGACAUGGUGGCCAAGCUGGAGUCGGAGGGGCUGAGGAGGAGGAGGAGGGAGGGAGAGCUGUCGAGGAGCAACAGCCUGAGAAGGACGGUGGGACGAGUCCUGCUCGCCGCUGGGGACCAGAGCUCCGCCCCCUCGCGUCCAGCAUCCGUGACACUGUCAAUGACAUCAUCAGCCUCUGCAUCAUCACUGCCGGGAGCUCAGAGUCCAAUCAGCUGCUCAAUGACCCCGUUCAGAGACACCUGCCUGAGCUGUGACCACGCCCCCUCGCCCUUCUCGGGUGAGGCUGGGGGGGUUGGGGGGGGCAGUGUCACAGAGACCGAGCCUCCGCCCGGCUUGUUGUUUUUGAAUCUGCUUCCUGUUGUUGAGUCACAUCCCCCCCCUCCCCCCACAGAGCCCCGCCCCCCUGCCGUAGGUUACUCUCCUAACCCUGACAGCCAAUCGGAUACCAGGGGGAGGAGAAAGGCCGACGGGUGUCAGGAAGAGGAGGUCGCAGGUUUGAGUCUCUGCUCUGAGGCCGUGCCGCCGAGCCGCCGGGCCUCGGCGUCACAUGACUUCCUGGAGAUGCGUCAGCGGCUGCAGCAGCUGCUGGAGCCGCAGCCCUACCUGGUGGUGCUGCCUCACCACCUGCUGCUGAGGCUCCUCCGCCUGCUGCCCACCCAGAGCCUCGCCGCGCUCAAGUGCUGCUGCCGCUACUUCCGCUUCCUCAUCGACCACUACGGCGUCCGGCCGGCCGACUCGCUGUGGGUGUCCGACCCCCGCUACAGCGACGACCCCUGCAAGCAGUGCAAGAGGAGGACGGGCCGGGGGGACGUGUCCCUGUGCCGCUGGCACCACAAACCGUUCUGCCAGGCGCUGCCGUACGGGCCCGGCUACUGGAUGUGUUGCCAUGGCGCCCACAGGGAUGCGCCUGGCUGCAACGUGGGUCUCCAUGACAACCGCUGGGUGCCAGCGUUCCACAGCAUCAACGUUCCGAUCUACAGGAGAAGCCUCAUGGACCACUGAGCGGCUCCCAUGAUGCACCAGCAGAUCAGAGGUUCAUUGGAUCAGUUGAAGCUCGAUCAUGUGACCAGCUGGUUGAGGACGAGGAGGAGAAUCACCUGACCUCUGAAGGUUCGGUUUCUCGUCAUGUGACUGAAUCCUGAGUCCGUUCAGGGAAACGUUCCUGCUUCAGAAACUCAAGCUUCUUCCUGUGGUCUGACAGAAGAACAGUGUGGCGCCCCCUACUGCCCAAACCCCACCUCAACCCAAACACUGUGCUCACAUCACUUUGACGUUUUCCUGAUUCCUCUCUGUUUUCUGAAAAAACAAUUAUCAGUGGUUCACAGAUGAAGAGGAGUCCCGGCCAGGACUCUUCCUCACUGCCGUCAGUUAUCUGUAAUCUACUGAUCCAUCGAUUGGUGGAAGUGUCAGAGGAACACGUGACAGCAGGAGGUCGAUCAGUUCUUCAUCAAAACGGUUCCUGUCCAUCAACUGAUCAGUUGACUGAUGGAUGAAGCUCCACAUCUCACAUGGUCUUCAUCAGCAGGAGCUCCUUUAAACCUAGUUCUGAGUUUGUCAUCAUGUCUGAUGAAGACCGUGAGACGCUGGAGAGAAUCACUGAAUAGAAAUAGUUGAUGACAUAAUUGUGAUGAUUUGUGUGGAUGCAGGUCAGCUCCUGCUUUAAUCAACCGAUGGAUCAUCUGCUGCUUUACAUUUGUGUUGUUUCUUCUUCAAUCGGUGACUUUUCAAACCCGCCUGGAGGUUAGGUGAGUGGGGGCGGAGCUUCAGGGGGGCGGAGUGGAGGAACUUAAUAUGCACCUUGUUUGUGUUUACAUGAGUCUAAAGGAUGUUAUUGAUGUUCAGUCAGCAGCUGAUCCUCUCAGGACGGAGGGGAGAGUUCUGAAACGUGGCCUUGAGUGAGGAGACGAUGCAAUAUGAAACUGGACUGUAGAGAUUAUAAAAGAAUAUCGGGAGAAAAUAUAACGGAUGUUUUUGUUUUUUUAAGUUUUAUUGUUUUCACUUUUCAGGCUGUCCUGCUUUGUUCUGUUGAGAUCUUUAAUAAAGUGUUUUCUCAUGGGUUUGUUUGGGUUUUAAAAUAAAGACUUGUUUUUUCCAUUUUA
Platichthys flesus (European flounder) is the source of this 3599-nucleotide messenger RNA. It is a transcript of the gene fbxo34, whose product is annotated as F-box protein 34. NCBI's taxonomy places the organism in Eukaryota, Metazoa, Chordata, Actinopteri, Pleuronectiformes, Pleuronectidae. Gene Ontology annotation, molecular function: protein binding. The transcript has 3 exons. The coding region runs from base 562 to 2502 and encodes 646 amino acids. The record is from RefSeq and is a predicted model, not a curated record.